Molecule: messenger RNA, 793 nt
Organism: Mercenaria mercenaria
Lineage: Eukaryota; Metazoa; Mollusca; Bivalvia; Venerida; Veneridae
Product: NADH dehydrogenase [ubiquinone] 1 beta subcomplex subunit 5, mitochondrial-like
Exons: 7
Coding region: 68-610 (180 amino acids)
Source: RefSeq, a predicted model, not a curated record
GUACGAGAAUUAGGAAAACUAGACAAGAGUUGUCACCCUUGUUAAGGACAGGCAACGAAGGUGAAAAAUGCCAAUUUUGAGCACAUUACGGACCACAGCUUCGGCUGGGGUUCGUUUUGCUCAGGCAUUAGUACAGAAAAGUCAGCAGACUAAAGUUCCAGUGAGGUAUAUGGGUGGUAAUAAAAUGGUAGUAAGACCAUCCAGGUUUCAAUCCCAGCAGCUCAAAGAUGAUGUGUUUUACUUUCUUAGCCUUGGGAUAGUACCUCUUGGAUUGAUUGUAUUGUACACUAACGUAAGGAUAGGUCCAGCAGAAUUGGUUGAUACGCCGGAGGGAUAUGUACCUGAAAAACAUGAGUAUUAUAAACUGCCUAUAACUAGAUAUAUCAGCAAGUAUUUGUCCUUCAACAGCAUAGAAAAGUACCAUGAAAGAUCAUUAUAUUACUUGUAUAAAGCUGAUAUGAAAAGAAAAGCCAAACUUGAGCAAAAAAAGGUGCGGCAGCUUCAAAAAAGUCAAGUUGAUCAGAAAGGCUGGUAUUAUGUUCCAAUACAAGGGACUUUAGAGCAAAGAGAGCAGUCUUAUGAAAGCUUCAAACCUAAUAAAAAAGUCUGAGUAAAGCACUUGGAUCAAUGAUUUUGAGAAUUUUUAUUGAUAUACAAAUGUAUAGACAAGGUUAGAAAGAUUUUAGGUCUGGAUUUUCUGUGGAACAUUGUGAAGAAAAUGGAUAUAUCUUAAUAUUAGGUAAAGAGAAACUUACAUGGAAUUUGUAUGUUUAUUAAAGUGAUUGGAAAUGUU